Messenger RNA from Cryptotermes secundus, 1755 nucleotides. RefSeq names its product tubulin alpha-1 chain. Gene Ontology annotation, molecular function: GTP binding; structural constituent of cytoskeleton. Lineage: Eukaryota; Metazoa; Arthropoda; Insecta; Blattodea; Kalotermitidae. Gene Ontology annotation, cellular component: cytoplasm; microtubule. The coding region runs from base 105 to 1457 and encodes 450 amino acids. The record is from RefSeq and is a predicted model, not a curated record. Gene Ontology annotation, biological process: mitotic cell cycle; microtubule cytoskeleton organization. The transcript is spliced from 3 exons.
AUGAGAUUUGCGCCAGACGUUUCCGUUGUCUGAGAAAGCGUCGUUACUGCUUUCUGAGAACGUUGGGCUGAGACUCUUUUAUACUAAGAUAUUUUUCUGCCAAAAUGCGUGAAUGUAUCUCGAUCCAUGUUGGGCAAGCUGGAGUGCAGAUUGGCAAUGCUUGCUGGGAGUUGUACUGCCUCGAACAUGGCAUUCAGCCUGAUGGUCAGAUGCCGUCUGAUAAGACUCUUGGAGGUGGUGAUGACAGUUUUAACACAUUCUUCAGUGAGACUGGUGCUGGAAAACAUGUUCCAAGGGCAGUUUUUGUGGAUUUGGAGCCUACAGUAGUUGAUGAGGUCCGCACUGGCACAUACCGACAGCUGUUUCAUCCUGAACAGCUGAUCACAGGAAAGGAGGAUGCAGCAAACAACUAUGCCAGGGGGCACUAUACAAUUGGCAAAGAAAUUGUGGACUUGGUUUUGGACCGAAUCCGAAAAUUGGCUGACCAGUGCACUGGUCUUCAGGGCUUCUUGAUCUUCCAUUCCUUUGGUGGAGGCACUGGCUCUGGUUUUACAUCUCUAUUGAUGGAAAGGCUCUCUGUUGACUAUGGGAAGAAGAGCAAACUUGAAUUUGCAAUUUAUCCUGCCCCUCAGGUUUCCACUGCUGUUGUUGAGCCUUACAAUUCUAUCCUAACCACCCACACCACUCUGGAACAUUCUGACUGUGCCUUCAUGGUUGAUAAUGAAGCCAUUUAUGACAUCUGCCGACGUAAUUUGGACAUAGAACGCCCCACCUACACCAACCUCAACAGACUGAUUGGUCAGAUUGUAUCCUCAAUAACAGCUUCUCUCCGGUUUGAUGGUGCACUGAAUGUGGACCUGACUGAAUUCCAGACUAAUUUGGUGCCCUACCCACGUAUCCACUUCCCUCUGGUCACCUAUGCACCUGUCAUCUCCGCUGAGAAGGCAUACCAUGAGCAGCUAUCUGUCGCAGAAAUUACAAAUGCCUGCUUUGAACCUGCCAACCAGAUGGUGAAAUGUGAUCCAAGGCAUGGGAAGUACAUGGCCUGCUGCAUGCUGUACCGAGGAGAUGUCGUGCCAAAAGAUGUUAAUGCCGCAAUUGCUACAAUUAAGACCAAACGCACCAUCCAGUUUGUAGACUGGUGUCCAACUGGCUUCAAGGUCGGCAUUAACUACCAACCUCCAACAGUGGUCCCAGGAGGUGACCUGGCAAAAGUGCAGCGUGCUGUGUGCAUGUUGUCGAAUACUACAGCCAUUGCCGAGGCAUGGGCCCGCCUGGACCAUAAGUUUGAUCUCAUGUAUGCUAAGCGUGCCUUCGUUCACUGGUACGUUGGUGAGGGUAUGGAGGAAGGUGAAUUCUCAGAAGCUCGUGAGGAUCUUGCUGCCUUGGAGAAGGAUUAUGAAGAAGUGGGUAUGGAUUCAGUUGAAGGAGAAGGAGAAGGUGCUGAGGAGUACUAAAUGGCAAUUUAGUUUUGUGCUCUGAAGUAGGGUGAUUCUUAAAUUUUUCAUGAAGUUAUGGUACUCAUUAGAGUAUAUUUUUGAAUUUGUAACCAUUCUUUCAUUUUUUCAACAUUGAAUUAAUCUUUGAAUUAAGAACAAUUCUCAGUUACUGGAUUUGUUCAGUAUAAUGUUCCUUGAAUUAAAUAUAAUCUUGAGUUAUUCCAGCAUGUGCUUAAUACAGUGUUCUUGGAAUUAUAAUAUUUCAGAGUGAUCAUUCCUAUGUUCAGCAUUUGCUAAAUAUAAUUUUUCUGGCAGA